Pteronotus mesoamericanus is the source of this 4610-nucleotide messenger RNA. It is a transcript of the gene TBC1D14, whose product is annotated as TBC1 domain family member 14. The transcript has 14 exons. The record is from RefSeq and is a predicted model, not a curated record. NCBI's taxonomy places the organism in Eukaryota, Metazoa, Chordata, Mammalia, Chiroptera, Mormoopidae. The coding region runs from base 166 to 2244 and encodes 692 amino acids.
CGCCGUUGGCCGCAGGCGGCUCGCGCGCACCUGCUCCCCGGACUCGCUCCCUGCCGCGCUCCAGGCAUUCUCGCCGCGCAAGCUGCGGGUCCCGCGGGACCUGGGGGUACCUGCGCGCCGGGAUGGAGUCGGAGCCGAGCUAACUCCGUUUCUCCUUGGACCAAGAUGACUGAUGGAAGCCUUUCCAGCUCUACGAAUGGCGUAGCCCUGAUGGGCGUUCUGGAUGGGCAGCCAGGAAACCACAUCCAGAACCUGCAGCGCAGGAAUCUCAAGGCGCCCCGGUCCCUGUCGUUGUCUGCGUAUGGGCCCAAGCUGAGACUUGGGGCGCCGGAUCAGCACAGCCUGCAGUCGGUGGACUCAGGCAUUCCUACCCUGGAGAUCAGCAACCCGGAGCCCGUGCCCUGCAGCGUGGUGCACGUGAAGAGGAAGCAGUCUGAGUCGGAGAUAGUCCCUGAGCGGGCCUGCCAGAGCGCGUGCCCGCUGCCCUCCUGCGCGCCGGCGGCCCCCUCCGGCGCUGAGGGGGAGCAGAGCGUGCGGAAGUCCUCCACGUUCCCCAGGACGGGCUACGACUCGGUCAAGCUCUACAGUCCCGCCUCCAAAGCCCUGAGCCGCAGCGACGAUGUCUCGGUCUGCAGCGUGUCCAGUCUUGGCACAGAGUUGUCCGCCACACUGUCCGUCAGCAAUGAGGACAUCUUGGACCUUGUGGUCACGAGCAGCUCCAGUGCCAUCGUGACCCUGGAGAAUGAUGAUGACCCACAGUUUACUGACGUCACCUUGAGCUCCACCAAGGAAAGCCAUGACCCGCACCCGCAGGACUGUGUAGAUGCCGUUGCGGAGGGAAGUAAAUUGAAAAUACUGGGACCGUUCAGUAACUUCUUUACCAGGAAUUUGCUUGCUAGAAAACAAAAUGCAAGACUUGACAAACAAAAUGACUUGGGAUGGAAGUUAUUUGGAAAAAUACCACUCCGAGAGAAUGCUCAGAAAGAGUCAAAGAGAAUACAAAAGGAAUAUGAAGACAAGGCUGGACGACCUAGCAGGCCACCCUCCCCGAAGCAGAAUGUGAGGAAGAAUCUUGACUUUGAGCCGCUCUCCACCACCGCACUCAUCCUGGAGGACAGACCCGCAAACCUCCCAGCGAAGCCGGCGGAGGAAGCUCAGAAACACAGGCAGCAGUAUGAAGAGAUGGUGGUGCAGGCCAAGAAGCGAGAGCUGAAAGAAGCCCAGCGGAGGAAGAAGCAGCUGGAAGAAAGGUGCCGGCUAGAGGAGAGCAUCGGGAACGCUGUCCUCACCUGGAACAAUGAGAUUCUGCCCCACUGGGAGACCGUGUGCUGCUCUAGAAAAGUGCGGGACCUGUGGUGGCAGGGCAUCCCUCCCAGCGUGAGGGGCAGAGUCUGGAGCCUGGCCAUCGGCAACGAGCUAAACAUCACCCACGAGCUCUUCGACAUCUGCCUUGCCAGAGCCAAGGAGAGGUGGCGGUCCUUCAGCACGGGCGGCUCCGAAGUGGAGAGUGAAGAUGCCGGGUGUUCAGCAGCGGACAGAGAAGCCAGCCUGGAGCUUAUUAAACUGGACAUUUCUAGAACAUUCCCUAACCUCUGCAUCUUCCAGCAAGGCGGCCCGUAUCAUGACAUGUUGCACAGUAUUUUGGGCGCUUAUACUUGUUACCGACCGGAUGUGGGCUAUGUCCAGGGCAUGUCCUUCAUAGCCGCGGUGCUGAUCCUGAACUUAGAUACUGCGGAUGCCUUCAUUGCGUUUUCUAAUCUUUUGAAUAAGCCUUGUCAAAUGGCAUUUUUUCGAGUGGACCAUGGCCUUAUGUUGACUUAUUUUGCUGCGUUUGAGGUAUUCUUUGAAGAAAACUUGCCGAAAUUAUUUGCUCAUUUCAAGAAAAACAACUUAACUCCAGACAUCUACCUAAUUGAUUGGAUCUUCACCUUAUACAGUAAAUCCCUGCCCCUGGACCUGGCCUGCCGCGUGUGGGACGUGUUCUGCCGCGACGGGGAGGAGUUUCUGUUCCGCACGGCGCUGGGCCUCCUGAAGCUCUUCGAGGACAUCCUGACCGGGAUGGACUUCAUCCACAUGGCCCAGUUCCUCACCAGGCUGCCCGACCAGCUGCCCGCCGAGGAGUUUUUUGCCUCCAUAGCUACAAUUCAGAUGCAGAGUCGAAACAAGAAGUGGGCCCAGGUGCUGACUGCGUUGCAGAGGGACAGCCGGGACACGGAGAAAGGAAGCCCGUCGCUCAGACACUGAGGCGCAGGUGGGCGCGCACUGGCGCCGGAGCGGACUACCCAGCGCCCCUGUGUUGUUCGGGGCGGACGCGCUGGCGGCUGAGGACGGGCUGUGGAUGGCGUUGGAUCCCUAACACUGGAGUUGGCCUUAAACCAAACAAACAAAACUUUUAGAGAAUUAAACCGAGGCUUAGCCUUAAGGAGUUCAGUGGAACGACGACCCAGUAUUGACCUGGCAACCACUGCACACCCGCAUGGUUUGAAAACAGGGCGGCAGCUAACCCCUCCCUUUGCUCCGGCAGAAGCUAUUAAAUGGUGAUGCUAUUAUGUCAACUCUAGGAAAAGACGUACCCGUCUUUCUUAGCCGAGGUGCAUGAGGAGCGAUUGGGGGACCUCAGAGAAGUGGCUGGCUCCUAGUUCUCUAUUUCGGUAAGAAAGGGAUGCUGGUUUAGUUAUCGAGAUAACUCUUUCAGAAACAGAGGGCCAGUUUUUAAAGCCCGCCUACCAAAGAUGCACUGGGGGCAACGCGCUCUCAGGGCGGCCACCGGGGAGCGCCCCGGCUCACGUUUGCCACGCUGCCUCGCCACAGCUGCCGCCCGAGGGCCGGGGGGGCCCGUGUAGAUCCCGUGGGAGCGCGCUGCCCCCGGAGGGUGCCCCUGUCGCACGCCAGAGGAGAGUUUGGGCAGGCGGGGCUGUGCACACAGAAGGCCGGGGCAGCAGAGAAAGGCCUCGCGCUGCUGCGGGCGGAAUGAAAACAGUCUCCCCCCACGUCACAGCAGAGGGACCAGGCCGAGGACGCUGAGACCUGCACCCCGGCACUCUGCUGGGUUCUGCGCAGGCCUCGGAGACACAGUCGUGCAUGUAGGGGGGCUGCUCGCAGAAGGCUCUGCUGCCCUUUGUCACCUGCGCAGCAGCAUCAGCCCUGGGUGCUGCGGUUGCCCUCGCGCAUUUGGCCUAAAGGUAGACCGUGGCAGGGACAGAGAAGCAGCCGCACUCGCCCCGCAGCCCAGGCUCAUCACGCAGGGUGUCUCUGCCCUCGGCCUUCCCGCUCUGGCCGGCUUCCCCAGGUUCACCAGCCCCUUUGCUCCAGAUUUCCCUGAGGGCUUUGAAUGAGGAGCUUUGGUUACCCGAAUUCAGAGACGUGAGCAGCUUCUUCUCAGAGCAGUCCCAGGACCUGCACUUCUCUACGGACGCAGGCCCCGCGCUAGUCCCUGGGUGUCUGGGUAGACCCGGUCCCGGUCCCGUAGGGCAGCUGCGCGGUGGGGCUGCCCCGGGCCUGGGGCCCCGCCCUCCCGGGCUGCACCGUCUGCCCAGGGAGCGUCUCCAGGUCGGCCCUGUCCCUGACGUGGGGCGUGCCCUUGGCUUCGAGAGUGCGGCCUUUGGCUCGGAGACCUGCAGUGGAGGGUAGAGCCUGGCUCUGUGUUAUUUUUAUAGGUUUUCUAUAUAUGCCGGGCCGCUGGCGACACCUCCAGGCGCAGUAGCCAGCUGCCGGGCUGCGGCGGUCCUUGCGCCCCACACCUGGCUCUGCUGUGUGUGUGGUUUCCCCAGAACCGCCUUGGUUCCCCCAUCUCCUCUCUGCGCCCUCCCAGGAGGCUGCGGAGCAUCCCAGAUGCUCUCUCUGCCUCGGCCUUUACCUGCUGGCCCUCCCCUGGGUCUCGCACCUGCCCACGCAGCCAGUGCCGGACCCCACGAUGCUGAAUGUUACCAGGCUUAGCUGCCCCUCACAGGCGUAGCCCUCCGUUCCAUGACAUGGGCGCUCUGUUCCUGGAAGAUGCGUAGAGUCCCUUGCUUUCUGCAAGGGUGCUCCUUAAGUCGGGACAGAGUGGUGCGGGCCCCUCAGAAAGUGCCCCUGUGUUCGGUCCCAGCCCUUGACGAGGCCUCUCAGUUGGACGCGUCUUUAGACAGGGACCGGUGGGGCGUUAAGGUGUCAAGUGGCAUUCUAUGUCGGCCUGGAACACUGACCAAAUCUCUGGUUCUGAAGGGGUUUUCACGACCUGUUCAGGGACCCUGUGCGGUCUGACUGGUUUGCUCUGUCCCCCGGAGAGGCCAGGAAGUUCCCAGCCCCUGCGCAGGGUCAUGAGGCCCCUUUCCACAGAGGGCUGUUCGAGAGCCGGUGGCCGAGCUGCGGGUGAUGUCACCACAGGACAUCGGAGGGGGAGGCUGCAGCCCAGCCGCCUGUGCCCGGCCCUGCUCGGCCUGGAGUCUCAUCUGGAUGCGAGUUUCACUUGGAAAGAUUCUUUUUAGCUGUUCAGUUUUGACUAUUUUAAAUAGUUUGCUGAUAGAAGAUUCCUGGUAACACUUGCUACAUAUCAUGUUUUAAUUGCUUGUACAGUUAACCUUUUACCUUAUUUAGUAAAGUGUAUCAAAUUAGGACUUUUUGAAUUGUAA